Messenger RNA from Dentiscutata erythropus, 400 nucleotides. NCBI's taxonomy places the organism in Eukaryota, Fungi, Glomeromycota, Glomeromycetes, Diversisporales, Gigasporaceae. The record is from the annotation of a GenBank genome assembly.
AAUAACCCUCAAAGUAGACGAUUAUAUUCGUCUUAAUCUUUCUAUUAGUAAUGACAAGAACACGUCUCGUAGCUUAGUACUAGUUGAUUCUGAAUAUUCAACAUAUGAUGGUCAAUCUCCAUAUAUUGAUUCACUCAAUCUUGAUAAUGAAUUAAGAAGUAAUGAACCAUACGGUCUUAUUAAAAGAUUUGCAAUUUUUGGUGGUUCUCCUGAAAAGUCUUUAACCGAAAGGCUCAAAUAUCCUCUAGAGAAAUCUCUGAUCGAAAGGAUGGAAUAUCUAGAAUCUCAGAUUAUGGAUAUUAAAAUUAAAGAUAUUAAACUUAAAGACCAAAAUUUUCUUGAACAUGCUGAACAAAUUACUCCAGUUGAUAUAAAUGAAUGUACUGGGACUGAUACAUAA